AUGGCAUUCGUUCAUUUGAAUUCUUUUGUGACAACACUGGAAAGGCGAGAUAGAAACAAGAAAGGGUGGUGGUUGAAAUCAAAGGUUUGUUACCCACACGUUGGGUGUUUCAGCAACGCAAAGCCAUUCCACAAUGCAUGGUUAAAAUUACCUCAGUCACCAAGUACUAUUGAUACCACCUUCAACCUGUACACCAGACAAAACACGGAUACCGCCCAGAUCCUGAAUCCUUAUGAUACAAACACCGUCUCCAGUUCACACUUUGAUUCCAGUCUGCCGACUGUUUUUAUUACUCACGGAUUCCAAGAUACAGCUAAAUCUGGAUGGCCACUGGAUAUGAAAGACGCCCUUCUACAAAAUGGAGACUUGAAUGUGAUAGCUGUUGACUGGUCGAAGGGCACGGAUGGAUUACUUUACUUUCAAUCCGUCGCCAAUACUCGCCUGGUUGGGGCCACUAUUGGAAACAUGAUAAAAACUUUACAAGAUAGCGCCAGCUUAUCUGUAGAAGAGGUCCAUCUUAUCGGUCACAGUCUAGGUGCCCAAAUUAUGGGGUACGCCGGGGACUGGGUGGAGGGAAUUGGCAGAAUCACGGGAUUAGACCCAGCUGGCUUUUGUUAUGAAAAGUAUGACAACAAAGUGAAACUAGAUCCCUCUGACGCUAAUUUUGUUGACGUCAUUCAUACCAAUGGAGGCUCGCUGGAACAAUUGGCUUUUGGAAUCAGAACACCAAAUGGGCACGUUGACUUCUAUCCAAACGGGGGUAGUCAUCAGCCUGGAUGCACGAACGGUGCGUGGCAGGACAUUAAGUAUUUUCUUGAAGGAAAAAUCAAAAAGAUUGAAAGGAACAUUGCAUGCAGUCAUGACCGAGCAGUGUACUUGUUCAUCGCGUCCAUCCAUUUUUGUGAAUUUAAAGCAUACUCCUGUACAGGGGGGUACUCGGACUUCGAACUGGGCGAGUCAGGACAUGUGGAAAUGGCUGCAAUAGUGGGCACGAUGUUGAUACGAAUCCCUCAAGCGGCAUCUCCAUUUGAGUAA
Messenger RNA from Saccostrea cuccullata (small rock oyster), 1035 nucleotides. RefSeq names its product inactive pancreatic lipase-related protein 1-like. NCBI's taxonomy places the organism in Eukaryota, Metazoa, Mollusca, Bivalvia, Ostreida, Ostreidae. The transcript is spliced from 7 exons. Gene Ontology annotation, biological process: lipid catabolic process. Gene Ontology annotation, molecular function: lipase activity. Bases 1 to 1035 code for a protein of 344 amino acids. The record is from RefSeq and is a predicted model, not a curated record.